AUGUCUACCUUUCAGACGAUCAUAAAGACCUACAGCGAAGCGUUCAACUCGAAAGACCUCGACAAAAUCCUCUCUCUCUUCUCACCCUCAAUCGAGAUGCACUGGAAAUCCCAAAACCUGAACUUCGAUAUCCCAAAAUUCAUUGAAGAGUACCAGUCUCAUUGGGCAGAGCCAUCAUUCAAACCUGUCAUACUCGAACGGUCAGAGGAGAUCGGGGAGCUCGAUGGUCAGGGUAUUCGUGUAACAUGGUUGGAUCCGGGGAGGCAGAAACGAGUUAUCGUCGAUUACCAUUUCGCGAAGAAUGACGGACCGGAGGAAGAUUGGAAGAUGAUCAAGCAUAACGUCGUAGACGUCACCACUAUUGCUGAAACCUGA
This is a messenger RNA of Coprinopsis cinerea okayama7#130, 375 nucleotides long. RefSeq lists its product as hypothetical. The transcript has a single exon. Bases 1 to 375 code for a protein of 124 amino acids. NCBI's taxonomy places the organism in Eukaryota, Fungi, Basidiomycota, Agaricomycetes, Agaricales, Psathyrellaceae. The record is from RefSeq and is a predicted model, not a curated record.